Molecule: messenger RNA, 1014 nt
Organism: Penicillium nucicola
Lineage: Eukaryota; Fungi; Ascomycota; Eurotiomycetes; Eurotiales; Aspergillaceae
Product: NAD(P)-binding protein
Exons: 5
Coding region: 1-1014 (337 amino acids)
Molecular function (GO): oxidoreductase activity, acting on the CH-OH group of donors, NAD or NADP as acceptor
Source: RefSeq, a predicted model, not a curated record
AUGAUCGAAUACGCAAUCUCACCAGGCUGCCUCAUCUUGGUUUCGGGUGCCAACGGUUAUAUCGGAUCGCAUAUCGUCGACAUCUUGUUAUCGAAAGGAUUCCGGGUUCGCGGAACAACAAGGACGAAAAAAGAAGGGCUAGAACGAUAUUUCGAGAACAAGUACGGGAAAGGCGUCUUUGAAACAAUUAUUUUCGCGACUUUAGAUGACCUAGAUGCUUGUACCCAAGCAGUGAACGGCGUCUCGGGUGUUGUACACCUCGUAGCGGACAUUACGUUUAGAUCGGACCCUAACGAAGUAAUCCCCUGGGUAAAGCGUGCAACUCUGAAUCUUCUUGACGCUGCGAGCCAUGAGCCAUCAGUGAAGCGAUUUGUCUUGACGUCCUCAUCCAGCGCUGCAUUGAUACCUACUCCCAACAUCCCAGAAACGGUCACUGAAGCUUCUUGGAAUGAAGUAUCCGUCAAGGCCGCUUGGGAUAGCUCAACACCUGCCGAGACAAAAGGAUACCAUGUAUAUGCCGCUGCAAAGGUUGAGCAGGAACGUUCGGCUUGGGAGUGGGUAAAAGAACAGCAGCCCAACUUCGAGUUCAAUGUGGUUUUACCAAAUAACAAUUAUGGUCGGAUACUUCAUCCUGAAGUCAAUACGUCCACCAUGGGCUGGGUUAGAGAUAUUCUCAAAGGCGAUGAUAGGGUUGUGCGUACAUUUCCUCCACAGUGGUUUGUUGACGUCGAGGAUACGGCUCGACUGCAUGUGGUUGCCCUACUUAAUUCUGUCGUUAAAAACGAACGCAUUUUUGCCUUUGCAUCGCCAUUCAACUGGGGGGACAUAUUCGCGAUUCUCAAGAAACUAAGGCCAAAUAAUAAAUUGAUCCCAGAACCCCCGGUGAACGAAGGUCGUGACAUGACUGAUGUAGUAUUGUCAAAGAGGGCUGAGGCUUUGUUGCUCGAGUUCUUUGGGAAAAGGUGGACUCAUAUUGAGGAGAGCGUGGCCCAUGGAAUUGAAGACCUGGAGUGA